Messenger RNA from Penicillium roqueforti, 1545 nucleotides. RefSeq names its product protein translocase subunit TIM50. The coding region runs from base 1 to 1545 and encodes 514 amino acids. The transcript is spliced from 3 exons. The record is from RefSeq and is a predicted model, not a curated record. Gene Ontology annotation, molecular function: phosphoprotein phosphatase activity. Lineage: Eukaryota; Fungi; Ascomycota; Eurotiomycetes; Eurotiales; Aspergillaceae.
AUGCUUAGUCGUGCAGUCUUGCCUCUAACGAGGCCAAAUGCCUUCGCAUCUGCCGUUCGGGCAUCAACCCUGUCGGCGCGGCCUUCGUUGUACGCUGCCUACAAGCUUUCCCCGGGUAUCCAGCUAAGGGCGAAGUCGACCAAACCGAAGUCGAAAACUUCCAAAGCAGCUCCGAAAGAUGCUCCGAAAGACUUCGACGCAGAGCAACCCGAGUUUGAUACAAAAGCUGAACCUACACAACCUUCUGAACCUGUCGAACAACCCCCACAGACGCCUCUUCCCGAUCUGACGCAAGGUAUUCCAUCGACGCUAGCCGCAGAAUUGGAAGGGCGUAUGAAGAAGGGACCAUUGAAUCUCACAGAAGACCCUACCCAGUCAGAAGAUUAUGGCGCGGAAGGCAGAGGUGGUGGUGACAUCCCCAAAGGCGGAUAUGAGACAUCCAUCGACCGCCGCAAGGCCCGUAUGGCCAAUAUAGUAUACGCAGUCAUGUUGCUUGGUGGUGUCGCUGGUAUGGGCUAUUUGGGUCGCAACUGGGAAACCGAAGAGGAGCAGCGGCAACACCCUGAGAUUCCGUCGGGAUGGAGCCCGGGUCUUUGGUACAGCCGUAUCAAAGCCCGCACCAGCGAUCUCACCAGCUAUUACAAGGACCCUGCUUUCCCCAAGCUGCUUCCGGAUGAGGACGCCGAGAUGCGUCAGCCAUACACCUUGGUGCUCAGUCUUGAGGAUCUCCUUGUUCACAGCGAAUGGACCCGUGAGCACGGAUGGCGCGUUGCGAAGCGGCCUGGUGUCGACUACUUCCUCCGCUACCUGAACCAAUACUAUGAGCUCGUCCUGUUCACUAGUGUGCCUAGUAUGAUGGCCGACCAAGUCCUACGCAAACUCGACCCUUACCGCAUCAUCCGCUGGCCCCUGUUCCGGGAGGCGACCCGAUACAAGGAUGGAGAGUACAUCAAGGAUUUGCAAUACCUCAACCGCGACCUUUCCAAAGUUAUUCUCAUCGACACUAAGGAGGAGCACGCCCGCUACCAGCCCGAGAACGCCAUUAUUCUUGACAAGUGGACUGGAGACCCGAAAGAUAAGACGCUGGUCGCCCUCAUCCCCUUCCUGGAAUACCUUGCUGGUAUGGGUGUCGAAGACGUGCGUACCGUGCUGCAGUCGUUUGAUGGCACUCCCAUCCCCAUUGAGUUUGCCAAGCGUGAGAAGGCGAUGCGUGAGCGCUUUGAGAAGGACCUCGCCGAGGAGCAGAAGAAGAGGCCCUCGCGUGGUCUGGGCAACUUUGCUGCUGCACUUGGCUUGAAGUCUUCUGUCACCCUGAACGGCGAACAGACACCCUCCGAGGGUCUGGCGCAGGGUAAGAUGCUCUGGGAUCAGAUCCGCGAGCGUGGUCAAAAGAACUACGAAAUGAUCGAGUCAGAGAUCCGUCAGAACGGCGAGAAGUGGCUCGCUGAGAUGGCAGCCGAGGAGGAGAAGGCCCGCCAGGAGCAGAUGCAGAGCAUGAAGGGCUCUUUCACCGGCAUAUUUGGUGCUGGCUCCAAGAAUGAGUAA